UGAGCGUGAGAGACAACGAACUAGAUGCUGUGCUUAACCAUGAAGAUGCCAAAAGCAUUUUUCUCUCUUUUUCGUAUUGUUGUGCUCUUAACUGGCUUUUCUAUUAUUUGCUUGGGAGCCUUUUGCAUUUCUACUGGCUCCUCUUUGUGCCAGUGUGGGAAUAAUCUCUUCCUUGCUUAUUCUCUGCUAUCUUUGGGGUUCUUACUCCUUGUGACUGGGAUUUUCUGGAACAUGUACCAUGAAGUCAGCAAAAGCAAGAACCUGUUCUACAUUUUUCAGAGAAAUCCUAGCCCUAGAGAAACACAUAUCAACACCAUAGACAGGCCUGAUUUCUACCCUCCAUGCUAUGAAGAUAGCACAGACCGGGGAAAGCAGACUUUCCCAAUACCAGUCUCCCUUUCAGCAAGAGAGGAAGAGAUUUAUAACACCCCUCCACCUCUGUACACUGAAAGCUGUAUGGAAUUCAUAGACGAAACUGGCCUUCAGGAAGAAAAGCCACCAUCAUAUGAAGCAUCUGUGCGGCACCAGCCAACAGCCGAGCAUGAUUCAAAUAAAGAAGUUUCGGACACUUGCAUGCACCCGUCCCAGGAGUCAACUGCUAAUAAUAUGAACUGUGAAGAGACUUUGUCUCGGACUGACUGACAUGCUUUGCUCCUUCAAAGUCAGAAGAUAAGUCACUGACCGUGUGAAGAGGCAUUGGAAAAGACAUGGGACAGUGCUAUAUAAUGCCACUGCAUUAUACUACCAGUGCAACAGUUGCCUGGGCACAUUACUGACCACAAUGCAUUCAUGUGGCACUAGAGAGGUUAUUUGAAGAGGUUCUUAGUAUUUUAAAACAAGAACAGCAUUCUCUGUCCUUUAAAGAGUUUGCUACUGAUAGUACGACCCAUAAUUGGUGGCUCAAGCCAACAUCAGAGGAGCUUGUUUUCACAUUUCAAUAUUUCACUAUUUUAUUGUUCCCGCGGAGAAAAGUCAGUACCAAAGUCAUUCAUUGUACUCUGUUCAAUAUCUCUAGAUGAUCGGUUUAUGAAAGAUUUUUCCCAUACCAAGGAUUUUUUCCAUAUAUUCCUGAUUUGGAAUAUAACCUCUUGAAAUCUCUCUUUUGGUGGGAAAAGAAGGACAAUAGAGAACAUGACUGGGUGUGAGAGAGACUGGUUAAUAUCCUUUUCAUAGAUAGUAUUUGCUCACAUCAGCCCACCAAGAUCUUGAGCAAAAACUUCCUAGAGAUGUUAAUGACUGUACUCUACCUUGAUACGCUGGCUACCAGUUAUAACAAAGUGAUCACUUUUUACACUGGAAAGAAAAUGUUAGUGUUGCUACUUAAUGCGCCUCUAUUUAUUAAUUUAAAUCUCUUUCUCAUCUUGUUUUCGGUGCAAGUCUCCAUCUGUUUUUUUAUUAAUAUUUGCUGAUCUGGAAGACCUAUUACUCCAUUAGCUAAUAGCUGGGGUUUUAUGUGCUGUUGUUUGUAACAGUUGAGAAUUUUUCUGCCAUGAGUGUUUGGAGCAAACUGCUUUACUUUGUGUAUUUAAUAGCUGAUAUUUUAAUAUUGCAUUAAAUCCAUCUGUUCAUGUCAAUACAUUUUUUCAAACAGUCUGAACUAGAAAUGAGGUUUCCAGGCUUUCAGUUGGGCAGACAACAAACACCCUGUCUGAGCUUACUGGUUGCUGCACACUAAUGAGGGGACCUCAGUUUCAAAGCACAGCUUCUGAAAGAAUAACACGGAUUGUUUUAAUGCAGAAAGAAGCCUUCUGCAAGUCAUUCCUCUAGGCAUUGUCUUCGUAGCUAUAAGGUUAGCCACUCCCAUUGCGUUGCUCACAAACUCUAUGCCAAAGAAGCUGGGCUCUAUUUGAGACUGAGCCUGCACCCCUAAGUUCAACUGAAGUUUUGUGCUUUAUGACAACAUGAGCAGAAUGAGAUGCUUUAUCAAACUUUCUUUACACUCACAGAUCAGAGGCGGCAAGCACAGUCUGUCUGCAAAUCACUGUAGGAACCCAAAACAUGGAGAAAAUCAACUGCAAAAUCAGUUUUUCCUCCUUGAGGAUUAUAUCCCAAUUUGGAAUAUAACCUCUUGAAACCUCUUUCCUUUGGUGGGAAAAGAAGGAUAAUAGAGAAUGUGAAUGGGAGAUGGGACAUAUUUUCCUUGGGGAAUAGAAGCAGUAGGGAGGGAUAGACGGUGUGCCCAGACAGAAGGGAGAGGGAAAAGAAAAACAAAGUUAAAAAUGGAAAUAAUUAGACAGGCAAUGACAGUAAAAGAGGUGGAGUUAAAGAAGGAAAGCUAUAGAGUAAGGGUAUACACAAAUUCAAAAGAAAACAAUGACAGGAUAAAAACACUAUAGGCUACGUCUACAUUGCCAUGAAUUUCCAAAAAUGCUUUUAACUGAAAAGUUUUCCGU
Molecule: messenger RNA, 2393 nt
Organism: Pelodiscus sinensis (Chinese soft-shelled turtle)
Lineage: Eukaryota; Metazoa; Chordata; Testudines; Trionychidae
Source: RefSeq, a predicted model, not a curated record